This is a messenger RNA of Poecilia latipinna (sailfin molly), 3438 nucleotides long. RefSeq names its product wiskott-Aldrich syndrome protein family member 3. The record is from RefSeq and is a predicted model, not a curated record. Gene Ontology annotation, molecular function: actin binding; protein kinase A regulatory subunit binding; Arp2/3 complex binding. NCBI's taxonomy places the organism in Eukaryota, Metazoa, Chordata, Actinopteri, Cyprinodontiformes, Poeciliidae. Gene Ontology annotation, cellular component: SCAR complex; cytoskeleton. The coding region runs from base 428 to 2083 and encodes 551 amino acids. Gene Ontology annotation, biological process: actin cytoskeleton organization; positive regulation of Arp2/3 complex-mediated actin nucleation. The transcript has 13 exons.
UCGGCUGGUUUGCUGCGGCUCUGUUUGAGCCUGACAGCUGUGUCAAGCUAGCAAAAACAGCAACGUCUCCUGUCCAGAGCUACACAAAUUCCCACCGGAUGUGGACUUCUUGCUUCGCGCUCUCCAGCUUGAUACCCGUCGGGUCGACAGACGCUGCCUUGGAAACGACAUAAAUCCAGUGCGUGCAGCUGGGUUUCGAGCGGGGACCUACAUUUCCUCACUUCAAAGGCUUCCGCCCCUCUUCUGUCCUCUUCCACCUCUUCUCCAUCCCUUCCUCCAUCCAUCCAUCUCUUCCUCCAUCUAUCAGCCAGCAUGGGGGAUCUGAAAUGAAGCGCGGCGCAGCGGAGGAGGCACGGCGAGGAGCUUCGAAAUAACCGAGAGCGAGAGAGGAGGUGACGGGAGGUGCCGCAGCCAGGUGUAGAGCAACAUGCCGCUGGUGAAGAGAAAUAUUGAACCCCGGCACUUGUGCCGUGGGGCGCUGCCAGAUGGGGUGACCAGUGAACUGGAGUGUGUCACCAACAGCACACUGGCAGCCAUCAUCAAACAGCUGGGUAGCCUGAGUCGCCAUGCUGAGGACAUUUUUGGAGAACUGUUCAACGAAGCCAACAGCUUCUACCUGAGGAUGAGCAGCCUGCAGGAGAGAGUGGACCAGCUGGCUGUGAAAGUCACUCAGCUCGACUCCACUGUGGAGGAAGUCUCCCUCCAAGACAUCAACAUGAGAAAAGCAUUUAAGAGCAGUACCAUUCAAGACCAGCAGGUGGUGUCCAGGACCUCUGUGCCCAACCCCGUGGUGGAAAUGUACCACCGCUGCGACAAGCCCCCGCCGCUGAAUAUCCUCAGCCCCUAUAGGGAUGACAAGAAGGAUGCGCUGAAGUUCUACACUGAUCCCUCCUACUUCUUCAACCUGUGGAAGGAGAAAAUGCUGCAGGCCACCGAGGACAAACGCAAAGAAAAGAGGCGGCAGAAGAGCUGUCCGGCCCACCCCGACAGGCCCCACUCCAGACAGGCCCCACCCAGGAGCCCCCUGUCCAUCUCUGAGCAGCAACGGCAGGUGGAAGACCCAAGCAGAGAGGUGAAGAAGGUGCGUAAGGCUCGUAACAGGCGUCAGGAAUGGAACGUUCUGGCCUACGAUAAAGAAUUUCGACCCGAUGCCAGGCUCACCCCCUCCCCUUACCACGGCAUGUCGUCUGAAGGGUCCCUCUCCCCAGAUAGCAGGUCAAUGGCGUCCGACUCCUACCCGGCAAGUCCCAACCACCCGACUACCCAGGCUCCAAGCGCUGCCCAUCCCGCUGACCACCAUGCCAGGGAUCACCUUGCUGCCGCCCAGACACAGUCGCUCGAUCGCGGCCUGAGGCCAGCCAACCAGCCCCCUGGAGCCGCGGGGGCAGGACCCCCGGGUCGACACGCAGCUUCCCUCGGCAGGACCCCAUCGGGACACGGGGUCCAGGCCGGUGGAGAUCCAACGGUCAAUGGGCCAAGGCAGCAGUCCAUUAAGGAAUACCGAGCUGGUGGGCAGCCCUCCACCAUACCAGAGUAUUACAUUCCCCCGGCUCCUCCCCCACCCCCGCCAACCAUCCCAUCUGCCCAGACUGCCUUCGAUUCAGCCACAGCGCCGCCCUCUGCGGCCGCCUCCGCCAUCCCGCCGACCUCCUCUGCCCUCUCCUGCCAUUACUCCCCCUCCCCUCCUCCUCACCCCGGCCACCCCAUAACCUUCCCCGCCCACCCCCCUUCAGGUGCACCUCCAGCUGCCCCUCCGCCCCCACCUCCCGGAGUGCCCGUGGGACACCAGGCUCACCCGUCCCCGCCACACGCCGCUGUCGGCCAGACGGCCGUGGAUUCAGCACCUUCGACGAGGAAGUCGACCAUGCUGGGGAUGAUCCCGAUGAGCGACGCACGCUCCGACCUGCUGGCCGCCAUACGCAGAGGCAUCCAGCUGAGGAAGGUUCAGGAGCAGAGGGAACAGGAAGCCAAGCGGGAGCCUGUCGGCAACGACGUGGCCACCAUCCUGUCACGCCGCAUCGCCGUGGAGUACAGCGAAUCCGACGACGACUCGGAGCUGGAUGAGAACGAGUGGUCUGACUAAAAAAAAAAGAAAAAUAAGAGAAAAAAAUGAGAUGGAGCUUUGUAAGGCUGGACUGGCAGAGCUAACAGAGAGAGAAACUUUACAUUGAGUUAAUAACGAAGGUGUCGGAUUAGUUUUAAGGUUCGCAUUUUAACUACGAGGUUGACUAAAAACCAAUCAUACAUUUGUUUACACAUAUCGCCGGAGCAGGGCUCGGAGAAGGCCGGGCGACAGCUCGAUACUUUCAUCAUGCAUGGUUGCCCCUCACAACUGCUCUUCUCGAACUGAGAGCCGAGAGGCUUUCAUGUCAGACUGCCCGUGGUGUGAGGCACAAUAAACACGCCCUCCAUCUCGGCAGCCUCCCGCCCCCCGUCCGCUCGUUUUUAACCGCAAUCACGGAGCUGUGAAAAAUAAACCCAUAAACGUCUCCCUAUAUUCACACCCCAGCGGUAGUUAUUAGCAGUAUGUAGGCAGCGCCCCCCUGUGACUACGGGGUUUAAUGUGUUUACAGAGCACAUGGUACAGCACAAGAAAGAUUAACGAUAGUGCAAUCUUUACGACUCUGCCAAAUGUUCCGCAAGAAUUUGAGGAAGCAAGUCAGAAUAAUCAGGGAAGAUGAUAGCUUGUUAGCGGAUGACUGUGCCUGUCUGUGGAAUGAAGCCAAACUUUUGGGAGUUUGGUCCUCUUGACCAACAGGAUCAGCACCGGUGCUCUCCAGGUGAGCUGCUAUCACAUGUUCCAGCUAGAUAUUUGAGCUUCGCUUCAUUCACAAAAUAGUUCAUAAUUUAUUUAACUUAAAGAGGAAGUUAGCCAAGGUAGCUGAGAACUUCAACAGGCUUGUUUUCUCUCGGAUAUAUUUAUGUUUGCGUUAAUACCUUUAUUUAAAACCACACAUGAUGAAUAAUACAGGAAUUGUGUUUUCAUGCAAUUUCUGAUUGAUCAUAAUGCACUGCAUAUUUUAACAAAGAGUCCAUGUUAUGUUUGUUUCUAAAUUAUUGGUAUAGAAAACCACUGUACUGGCGUAUUUAUAUAUUUACAGACUUAAGAGUUUAAUGAAAAUUACUUUUAAAAAAAAGACUGUAGGGAGAUUUUUUUCAAUAUAAGAAAUUGUAGCCAGAAGAAUUAGCAUUUUUUGACCCAAUUAUACAGUAAUGCAUAUCACAGAUCAUAUUAGAAACACUUUAAUGCCAUCUAGUGGUCAGAGUUUUGCCCUUCAUUCAUAUCUAUUGUAUAUUCUAUAUGCAAAUUAGCAAUCUCUUCUUCGUUGGCAGGAAGAAAAAAACAUUUUUUUAAAUUAAUCUUGAAUAAAUUCAGGCAAAAAAAGACAUUUAAACUGCUAAAUUACUCAACUGCCCAUCACCGAUUUGGAGUACAGA